Vombatus ursinus (common wombat) is the source of this 5775-nucleotide messenger RNA. It is a transcript of the gene TRAF3, whose product is annotated as TNF receptor associated factor 3. The record is from RefSeq and is a predicted model, not a curated record. Lineage: Eukaryota; Metazoa; Chordata; Mammalia; Diprotodontia; Vombatidae. Gene Ontology annotation, molecular function: zinc ion binding; tumor necrosis factor receptor binding. Bases 673 to 2376 code for a protein of 567 amino acids. The transcript is spliced from 14 exons. Gene Ontology annotation, biological process: innate immune response; regulation of apoptotic process; tumor necrosis factor-mediated signaling pathway. Gene Ontology annotation, cellular component: plasma membrane signaling receptor complex.
ACCCCUCACACGCAGCCCAGCCCACCCGCCUGCGAAAUGGGGCUGAAGGGGGAGGAGGAGGGCGCGGAAGGGGGAGCAGGACCCACUUGGCUUCCCUAAGCGACCAGUGGCUUUGAGGAGCCCUAGCCGGUGGCAGAUCUAUCAGUCUUGGCUGUGCCCUUGCUGCUCUCUUUAGCUUCUUGCUUCAAGAUUGUGGCUGCUCCUGAUCCUUCUCAGACCCUCAUCUCUUGCCUUGCUCCUGCUGCUGCUGCUGUGGUUGCUGAUCCUGCUUCUGGAGGCUUGGGCUUUAGACCCUCUUCCCAGUUCUGCCUGCCCUGUUGCUGCCCUGGCAAAACUCGGGCUUCUCAGUGGGGCGACAUUACAGCCACGGGCCCCCAAACUGAUCGGCAUUUCACUGGUGCCGGCACUCUCGCUGCUGCUGAAGAAAGGAUGGAUCAGCUUAUUCUUUGAUGAACACUGUGUAUCUGCUGGAUGCAUUCCUCCACUAAGAACUGCUGGGCUCUCAGUCAAUGCUUCUGUGCUCAUCUCUUUAAGCUAAGGGGCAACCUCGCACUGUUUGAAGAAAGAUAAAGUUGAAAUUGCUUCACUGAAAAUCUUUAUUGAAGUCUUACUCCUACUCAGGCUUAGCUAUCCCUUGCCUGCAUAUGACUUACAGAAUUUUUCUCUUCUAAAAUGGAUUCCAGUAAAAAGAUGGACCCCCCUGCUCCAUUGCAAACUGUACAACAAAAGACAAAUCCUGAUCGUGGUGCUGGAGUAUCAAUUUAUGUCCCAGAACAAGGGGGAUACAAGGAAAAAUUUGUGAAGCCUGUGGAAGACAAAUAUAAGUGUGAAAAGUGUCACCUCAUUUUAUGUAACCCUAAGCAGACAGAAUGUGGUCACCGAUUCUGUGAAACCUGCAUGCAUGUCUUGUUGAGUGCUCCAAGUCCAAAAUGUACAGCAUGUCAAGAAAACGUCAUUAAAGAUAAGGUAUUUAAGGAUAAUUGCUGUAAGAGAGAAAUUCUGGCUCUUCAAAUAUAUUGUAGAAAUGAAAGCAGAGGAUGCACGGAACAAUUAACCCUGGGACAUUUGCUGGUACAUUUAAAAAGUGAUUGCCAAUUUGAAGAACUGCCAUGUGUUCGUGCUGACUGCAAAGAAAAAAUCCUGCGAAAAGAUUUACCAGGCCACGUAGAAAAGUCAUGUAAAUACCGAGAAGCAACAUGUCAGUACUGUAAAAGUCAAGUUCCCAUGAUAACACUGCAGAAACAUGAAGAUACAGACUGUCCAUGUGUUGUUGUCUCAUGCCCACAUAAAUGUAGCGUUCAGACACUUUUGAGGAGUGAGUUGAAUGCACAUUUGUCAGAAUGUAUUAAUGCCCCAAGUACCUGUAGUUUUAAGCGUUAUGGCUGCACUUUUCAGGGAACAAAUCAGCAAAUUAAGACACAUGAGGCCAGCUCAGCAGUGCAGCAUGUUAAUUUACUGAAAGAAUGGAGUAAUUCUCUAGAGAAAAAGGUUUCUUUGUUACAGAAUGAAAGUGUAGAAAAAAACAAGAGUAUACAAAGUUUACACAAUCAGAUAUGUAGCUUUGAAAUAGAAAUUGAAAGACAAAAAGAAAUGCUCCGGAAUAAUGAAUCCAAAAUACUUCAUUUACAGCGAGUGAUUGAUAGUCAGGCUGAGAAGCUGAAAGAACUGGAUAAAGAGAUACGUCCCUUCCGACAAAACUGGGAGGAGGCCGACAGCAUGAAAAGCAGUGUGGAAUCCCUCCAGAAUAGAGUCACAGAACUGGAAAGUGUGGAUAAAACUGCAGGACAAGCAGCACGAAAUACAGGCUUGCUUGAGACACAGUUAAGCAGACAUGACCAGAUGCUAAGUGUUCAUGAUAUUCGACUGGCUGACAUGGACCUCCGAUUCCAAGUCCUAGAAACUGCCAGCUACAAUGGGGUGUUAAUCUGGAAAAUUCGAGAUUAUAAACGAAGGAAGCAAGAAGCUGUCAUGGGCAAGACCUUGUCUCUGUACAGCCAGCCUUUCUAUACUGGCUACUUCGGCUAUAAGAUGUGUGCUAGGGUUUACCUGAAUGGGGAUGGGAUGGGAAAAGGAACUCACUUGUCUUUGUUCUUUGUCAUAAUGCGUGGAGAAUAUGAUGCUUUGCUUCCUUGGCCCUUUAAGCAAAAAGUGACUCUCAUGCUAAUGGAUCAGGGAUCUUCUCGACGUCAUUUAGGAGAUGCUUUCAAACCUGACCCAAACAGCAGUAGUUUCAAGAAACCUACCGGAGAGAUGAACAUUGCAUCUGGUUGCCCUGUCUUUGUGGCCCAAACUGUUCUAGAAAAUGGGACGUAUAUUAAAGAUGAUACUAUUUUUAUUAAAGUCAUAGUGGAUACAUCGGAUCUGCCAGACCCCUGACAAGUGAAUGGGGAAAUGGAUUUAAGCAACAGGUAACCCCACUGAGGGGUUUUGAACCAGUCUGUCUUCAAUGAGGUCCUAAGCUCAGAAGAGGACCUUGUGGAACAGAAGGAAGAGUUUGAAGGCAUAUUGCAUAGGGUCCAAUGGUGAAGUAGUAACACAUUAAGAAAUCAUACCUUGGUAUAUUUUCUAAUAGAACUAGCAUCCAGCUCUGAAGAAUUAUUUAUCCUUCGUUGGGAUAAAUAUUACUAUCAGAGGGUUUUAAUUUUUAUUUUUGAAGAUCUAGUUAAUUGAGGUAGAAAGACAUAUAUGCUAAGCAAAAAAACAAACAAACAAAACAGAUACGAUUUUUCUUCCUUAAACUAGAACACCAAAAAAUUCACAUGUGGGGAUAGCUGGAUAUGUCAGCAUGUUAAGUAAAAGAAGAAAUGAUGAAAUCAUAAUGCAGUUCUGAUAUAUUCAUUCAAAAAAAAAAAAGCAAAGUGCAAUCUUGUUUCAAAUACAAUAUAUUGUCUAUUUUUAAGGCCUCACCUGGUCUCUGUUUUAAUAAUUUGUUUGUCAGAAGACCCUGAAGUACUCAGUCUCUAAAAUUCAGAAUCAUUUUUUGAUUUAAAGUUUUAUUGAUAAUUAUUAACACAAACAUCUUAUUUUAAAAUGUUGAUAGACUGAUAUUUCUUGGAAGAAAAUGUAAAAUUUCAAACACUGGUUAUCACUUGUGAUAGGAAAGAAAAUACUCAAUCUGUUGUUAUUUCUCGUUAGAAAUGUAAACCUACAAUAUAUGUCGUAGUUAAUGACACUACUUCAAAAUUAUUAAGAAAGAAAAAUUGCUCAUGGAUGCCGUGCAUCAUUCUCAGAUUUAUAAUUGUUUUCACCCUAAAAUAGGGCAUUUGUUGAACUCUGAAGUUCUAAACAAAAAUCCUGUAGGUUUUUAAAGCUCUGCCCCAUGUGUUCAAAUGAUCUCUCUAUCGCUGAUGACACAAAUAUUCAAUCUCCAAGAUGCUUGGUGUUCUGGGGGGUGGGAAAGGUGAUUCAUGCAGAAAGUGGUCACUUUAGAUACGUUUAUUCAUUCUGUCACAAUUGCUGCAUUUUGUUAAAGAUCUCAGAAAGCGAAGCCUUUACAUUGAGAUGGUGGCAUAAUGUACAUGUGCCUUAGAUGUGACAUGCUGCUUCUAUACCAUAGAUUUGUACUCAGUUAAAUUAGAGAAAAAUGAUAGCUUAACCGGACUUUUCUGUUGUCAUCUGUGGACUUUAUCCAUGUGAGGGCCCCUAAAUGAUUUCCUAUACAUGCUGACAAGAAGCCAAACUAUCCUUUUGGCCUCUGGAGUUUCCAUUGCUUGAUUGUUGUGGAUUCCAAAUUUUCAGGCCCCAGCAGUUUUCCCACACUGCUCCUGUGGAGCCUGGACUUAGGGCUUUGAUCCCAUCCCCAAGGCUAAUGUGGAGUAGAAAAUUGUAUCCUCUUCCAUGCCCCUGCAUGGUAGAGGAAAGCACAGAUGCCUAAACGGACUCAUCUGGGCUUUAUCAAAAUGUAAAUUGCAUCUCCCCUUAGGGAUGACUUGUUGAGGCAGACUCAUGAACCUCCCUAUCAUCCAUCUCUUUUCUAGAGAAAUGCUGAAUAGGCUUCUAUUGGCACAGCCUAAGCUUUCCCAGAAGGCUUUUUCUCAAACCCUGUUUACCUUCUUCUCUUAAUGGUCUGACUGUGAUUAGGAGUCUGAUGACCUAUCUCCUGUCUUUUACCUUUUACUAUGCACCAUGUUCUAUGGGUGCUUCUUAACAUCGAUGGGUGCUAAACCUUGACGGGUGCUUCUUAGGCAAAACCAAUGUGUAUGAACUACCGCAUCUGUGCCACGUUCAAGAGAAUUUGCACCCCCACUAUUGGCCAGUUGGGUGGUGCUCCUCAGACUGCCUGCCUCUUGGGCUAUUUCUAUAAUCUGUAGCAUGGGGACAGUUGGAUUCAUGCCUCUGUAGUUCACCUUGUCUCUGGUGCUAUUGUCUGUCAUGGGUGUGCCUUCACAUACAGUGCCUGCAGGAAGGACUUUCCACUUACAAACAGUAAUUCAACACAUACCAUAAGUAUUCAGUGCAUACCAUAAGUGGUCUUCAUUGGUUUUCCAAGCACCUGUUCCAGUACAACCUAUUGUUUGAGUAGCACAAACACUCCAUUUAUUGUUUCUUGACUUCCUCUUCCUUUUAUUCAUCACCAGGAUAUUCCUUUUGGGGGUGGGGUGGGGGACACAAGUUAGUGCCAUCGCCAUCACGUAAGACCUAUUUUGAUUCAUGUGUUUCUAUCACUACUCAUUGAGGAAGGACUUCCUGCAGAAGAUCUGACAGCUGCAGUAUUUUACAGGCUGCCCACCUAAAACCACUGUUACCUCGAAGGUAUCCCCUGGGUGUGCCCUGGGUCUUGUUCAGGUGUGUGUUCUCCUAAGAGGCUUUUGGAUACAGGCAGCCUGGCAGUUCUCAUAAUGGGCCUCAGGUCUCUUUACUGAGGCCAUGGUCACUGAUAGGGACUGCUCCCAAGGACUUUUUUUUUUUCCCAACACAGAAAACCACAUAUGAUUGUCUGAAAUUUUAAAAGAAAUUCAAAAACAUUUGUGGCCUUGCAAAGAAAUCCCCUCCCUAGAUUGAAUCCUGGUUUGUGCUGGGGAUUACCUCGAAGCAUUACAUGGAAGCAUCCAUUCCCUUUAUGGUAGGACUUCUCCAAAUAGACUUCCCAGACUAAAACUAUUGGUUGAAUAAGGUAGAAAUUUUUUCCCUUGGCUUUCCAACAUAUGAAGCCCAUAGUAUUUAAUUUCAGUAAAACUGUGAAAUCUCAUCUAGAGCAAGGAGGUGCUGUUAUGUCUUAUAGUCUUUCAGUAAUUAGGUUAGUAUUUAUUGGAACUAUUUUUUUCAGUAUACCUUUUGGAUGUUCUCUCUCUCAACUACACCAAACUUGUCAGAAAGCUUUUGAGUCUCUUACAUACUCUAUAGUAUUUUCAGUUUUGCCACCAAUAGUUGGCAUAACUAGAAUCUCUUCAAAAAUAUUAUUUUUCUGUUUGUACUAGUGUUUCUAAAUAGCCAGAUGCUGUUCAUUCCUAUGAGGCAAUGUUCUGCACUAGUGUAGUGGGAGAACUAAAUCCCCCAACAUUUUCAAAAGUCCUCAGGCUAGUAGGAGUUGAAUGUUUCUAUGUGUUAGAUGCUCUGUGUGCGUGUGCACCUUCUUUACUAUUACAGAGUGACAAAUUUCCAACAUAACAAAACUGCUCCAGUAAUUAAAAACAAAGUUAAAUAUUUGUGCAUGAAUUAAUCUACUUAAUUUCUCUGAUAAAUUUCGUAAUGGAAAUAAGAACUUUUUUCCUGCCUCAAUAACAGCUUUUGCAGUUUCUCCCUCCCAUCUCUCUCUCUCUCUCUCUCUCUCUCUCU